CAAACAUCACUGUCAAAGAUCCUCAAAUUUUAACGCUUAUGAAAAUUAAGUUUUUAGAUCCUGUUUGUGUUAUUUCGCGGCUCAAUAGUAGGUUUAACGGAAAUUUACUAUUCAACCGAAAAUUCGGAACCGCCUCUAGUGCUGUGACCACGAAAGCAGGUGUUAUAAUGUCGAACCCUCAAAGUCCCUCGAAACCGAGCAGUGAUUUACCCUGUCCUGAAAUAGUGGUGAAACUGACUCGUUUAAGUCCUAAAGACGACAAGAAGCAUACAAGGGGUAAAACAGACCAGAUUUCGACACAUGUAAAAGCGAAAAAAAUUAAAUUCGACCCCCAUACCCCAAAAGCCAGCGUGGAGCUUGCCCUGGAGCUAAAGCAGGUGAUUAACGAAAGGAACAUUCUGACUUCGAAGACGCGAAAAAGAGUGUUUGAUUGUCUGGAUGAAAUCAAGUCCAAUAGCGAAACAGAACGAAGGGACUUCAAACGGGAGAAGGCCCUUUUGGAGAUUGUGAACAGUGAAAUCAAAUACGUAAAACAGCUGGAAACGAUCAUAGAAUUUUUCAUGGUGCCAGUGCAAGAUAAAGUGCUGCUUAAGCAAGACGACUAUGAGAUUUUAUUUGGCAAUAUCCGAACCAUUUAUAACAUUAACAAGGAGCUGCUAGAGCAGCUAGACCAAGGAUUCGACCAUAUUCCCCAGGCAUUUAACAAAAUUGCCCCAUUUCUCAAACUCUAUUCUGUAUAUGCCUAUGGAUUUAAAAACCAACUGAAAAUAUUACAGAAUGCCAGAAGUUGUAAUCCGGCGUUUGCAAAAUUCAUCGAAAACCAAGAAACACGCCCGGAAGUACAGAUCAAACUAUCGGCCCUCUUAAUAACUCCCAUUCAAAGAGUGCCACGUUACAAGUUGCUCUUGAAUCAACUGCUUGCACUCACCACUCCCGAAGAUAAACACUUUGCGCUUUUAAAAGCUUUUGCAGAUUGCAUGCGAAAGAUUGAAGAUGCAGCGUCCCACAUCAAUAAAGUGAUUGAAGAACAGGAAAACGCUCAAAGACUUUUGGAGUUGCAAAGAUAUUUGAGGAGCGGUGAACUAAACAUAGUCACACCAGGGAGAACGUUGAAGAAAGAAGGCAUCCUGCAUAAAAUGUCCACAAAGCAAAACACGCACAGCGAGAAACUCUACGUGGUUCUAAUGAGCGACAUUAUAAUGUUCAAUAAAAUGAAGAAGGAACAUUUGUCGAUCGGCUCAUUGAAAGUGACUUCCAUAUUUCCUCUCAACAAGUCGAAAGUGACCGAGAUUCUAGAUAAGGGAUGUUUGAAGAUCAGCUGCCAAGAGGAGGAGUUGAUUCUAUACCAUGACCAGCUGAGUGAAACCACGGCCUGGAUAAGCAGCAUCAACCAGGCGAUUCAAUGCCACUUGGAGGACCGGAAGUCUUUGAGGAAAGAAAGCUCAAACAGGCGAGCAGUGAAGCGGAAAGACAUCAAUGAAUAUCACGAAGUAGGACUGAGUCCAGGGCAUCCUCUGAAGAAAAGAAAACUGGCUCCCGAUGAACCAGCCACGGUAACAUCGAAGUUACCAUUGAGAAUCGCCGCAAGAAAGUCAAUUCGUUCUGCAUGCAAUUCCACCCCCAUAAAGCUGCAGAGUAAUCCUGAAACUGCUCAUGAAGACGCAUCGUGCUUUCCUUCGAUGGAAAUCAGUCAUUUUUCCAUCGACAGCAACUGGAAAGUUAAUACAGAAAAACAGCAACUUGAUACUUUGACGAAUUCCGACACGACAAUCACGGGUUGCCAGUACAGCGAAUUGAAGCCAAGGAGGGAUCUGUUUGUGUUUGGUCGCAAGGAGCAGGACCAAAACGUCAGUAAAAUGGGAAGUUUUUUCAAAAGUGUCGGCUCGGGCAUUAAAGGAUUUUUCGGAUUCAAGUCGUAAGCUAAGCUAGGCGUAAGUUUAAUUUUAGAAAUGUUUUUUAAUUUAUUGAUUAUGAGUUAGACUUAACACUAUGUUAGGUUUAGGCAAUGUGAGCAAAAAUGGUUUUCAAAACCGCUUAUGUAAAAUC
This is a messenger RNA of Dendroctonus ponderosae (mountain pine beetle), 2046 nucleotides long. RefSeq names its product putative protein tag-52 (gene RhoGEF4). Gene Ontology annotation, biological process: intracellular signal transduction. NCBI's taxonomy places the organism in Eukaryota, Metazoa, Arthropoda, Insecta, Coleoptera, Curculionidae. Gene Ontology annotation, cellular component: cytoplasm. The record is from RefSeq and is a predicted model, not a curated record. Bases 39 to 1919 code for a protein of 626 amino acids. Gene Ontology annotation, molecular function: guanyl-nucleotide exchange factor activity. The transcript has 8 exons.